UUUUCACUUGGUGCGUAAUUAAGUUGUGGCCCUCACAGCAGUGGAUGUUGUACCUACAAGCCAGCAGUGUAAAAACCCAUUUAUUGCUAAAUGCUGGGAGUUUUUGUGGAAAAAUAUUGUUGAAUACUUGCACUGUUCCUUUGUUCUUCUCCCAAACAUUUGUUACUGGCCACUUCUACAGCAACAGAAUACAGAGAACUAUCAAUCUUGGUUUGAGCCACUGUGACCAUGCCUGGGUACUGAUUCUUUCAGCCACCUACCACUUGCUAUAAUAUGAGUUAAAUCUCUAAAUAUUUUGGUAAAAAUAGUCUUUGAACAUAUGUGAACUCUCAACAUAAUUUCUUUUUCUCUUCUUGGUUAGUCCUCCGGAUGAAAACAGUGUAAAAUCCUCACGGAAAUUAAUCCACUACCUUCUGUGAUUUAACUUGCUUUUGUGGCUGCAUCUGUGUGAGCAAACGUAUGCGCCUGUGUUGCACAGUUGCAACAGUUGCGUGCGUUUCCAUCAGCAGCCACGGAAAGUAUGUGCAGGCCUUUAGGAAUACUGUUCCUCAAAUUCUGUAGCAGACAAGCUGUUAUAUCCCUGCAGCAUGGGUGGUGUAAGUUUAAAUAUCAAACUUGGUUUGGAUUUUUUUUCAACCCCUAGAACUCCAAAACCUCAGCAGCAGUGUAAGGUGUUAACUCUAGAGGCUUUGAUAUGUGGGCUGAUCCCUUGAAAAAGGGUUGAUGCUGAAUUUAUGGAGGCUAAGCUUGCAAUGGUGGACCCUACCUUAGCAGAAAUGGGAAAGAAUCUGAAUGAAGCAAUGAAGAUGCUAGAAGACAAUCAAAGAAAAGUGGAGGAGGAAAAUGAAAAGAAGUAUGCACGGAAGGAUAUUCCUGGACCACUCCAAGGCAGUGGCCAGGAUAUGGUGAGCAUACUUCAGUUGGUUCAGAACCUAAUGCAUGGAGAGGAGGAAGAGGAAACCUCACAGACCUACCGACUUCAAAACGUUGGUGAACAGGGUCACAUGGCUCUACUGGGACAUAGUUUGGCUGCUUAUAUAUCAGUGCUAGACAGGGAAAGACUGAGAAAACUUACAACAAGGAUCCUUUCUGAUACUACUCUCUGGCUCUGCAGGCUGUUCAGGUAUGAAAAUGGAUCAGCAUAUUAUCAUGAAGAUGAUCGUGAAGGUCUCCUAAAAAUCUGUCGACUUGUUAUUCACACACGCUAUGAAGAUUAUACAAUAGAAGGAUUUAACGUGCUAUAUUCUAAGCAGCCUGUCAUAUACAUUAGUUCUGCAGCUAGAACAGGCUUGGGCCAAGCUCUCUGCAAUCAGCUAGGAUUACCCCUUUCUUGCAUGUGCCAUGUGCCUUGUAACACUAUGUUUGGAUCUCAGCACCAAAUGGAUGUUGCUUUGUUGGAUAGAGUGAUUAAAGAUGAUGUCGAGUCUGGAAAACUGCCUUUGUUGCUUGUGGCAAAUGCUGGAACACCAGGUGCUGGGCACACAGAUAAACUUGGCCGACUGAAGGAACUUUGUGAGCAGUAUAACAUGUGGCUCCAUGUAGAAGGUGUGAAUUUGGCAACUUUGGCCUUGGGUUAUGUCUCCUCUUCUGUGCUGGCUGCUACAAAAUGUGACAGCGUGACACUUACUCUGGGUUCCUGGCUGGGCCUCCCGGCUGUACCUGCAGUGACACUCUACAGACAUGAGGAUCCAUCUUUGUCCUUAGCAGCUGGGCUGACAUCGAGUCAGCCUGUAGAGAAGCUCCGAGCCCUGCCACUGUGGCUCUCCUUGCAGUACCUGGGCCACGAUGGGAUUGUGGAGAGGAUAAAGCAUGCCUCGCAACUAAGUCAAAGGUUGCUGGAGAACUUGAAAAACCUGGAUUUCAUUAAAACUUCGGUUGAAGAUGAGCUGAGUUCACCAGUGGUGGUUUUCAAGUUCUUCCAAGCAUAUUCAAAUAGAGAUCAAACCUCACAUGCUGCACAGGCCUCAACUAUUCAGCACCCCAUAAUAAGCAACGAAAGACACGUUUAUGACACUUUCAAUCAGUGGCUAGGAGAGCAGCUGGCACAGCUGGUUCCAGCAAGCGGCGUAGAUGUGGUGGAACUAGAAGAUGAAGGCACGUGUGUGCGUUUUAGCCCACUAAUGACUUCUGCAGUUUUAGGAACUGAAAUACAAGAUAUUGAUCAGUUAGUAGACUGCUUAAAAAUGAAGAUACCAGUAUUGACAAGCACGCUGCAACUGAGAGAGGAAUUUGAGCAAGAAGUGAGAAGAACAGCAGGCCUGUUGUAUAUUGAAGAUCUCAGCUGGCCAGGACUAGGUGUUGUAAGAUACAACUAUCACAGUGAUGGGAAGAAUGAUGACAAACAAGAAAAAGAACUAGAAAAAAUCAAUACAGAGCUUCUGAAGAAAUUAAAUGAACUGGAGUCGGAUCUCACUUUUUCUUUGGGUCCAGAAUUUGGAGGGCAGAAGAACUGCAUUUACAUUGGCAUGGUAACUGAGGAUCUGGACGUGUCUGAGUUAGUUGAAACUAUCGCAGCAACAGGCAGAGAAAUUGAAGAAAAUUCAAGACUGUUGGAAAAUAUGACUGAAGUUGUUAGAAAAGGGAUACAGGAAGCACAACUUCAGCUUCAGAAAGCAAAUGAAGAACGACUCCUGGAAGAGGGACUGCUACGACAGAUACCUGUAGUAGGCUCUGUGCUGAACUGGUUUUCUCCCUUCCAAGCCUCACCAAAGGGAAGAACAUUUAAUUUAACAGCAGGCUCUCUGGAAUCCACGGAAUCUAUGUACAUAUCAAAAGCCCAAGGAACAGGCACUACUCCACCACCAACUCCUACUUCCAGCCUCACAAAGCAAAGACUUCCUGGUCAGAAAGCCUUUAAAAGGUCUCUCAGAAGUUCUGAUGCACUCAGUGAGACCAGCUCCGUCAGCCACUGUGAUGACCUGGAGAAGACGGACCAGAGAGCCCCAGCUCUGUCCCCUGGCCAAGAGCAAGGACCUUUGGAGACAGAAAAACUGGAGGGCCAGGAGGUGGCAAGGGCAACACCACCAGACACUGAGGCCACUCAGAGUGACCAACCACCAUGUGACUGCACUGAGGCAGAGGAACAAGGAAGUCAAAGAUAAAAUCCUGACUGUGGAUUUUGGACCUUGCAGAGGACGCCCGUGCCCAGGAGGCAGGGCAUUAAUGAUGCAUUGAAGAUGUGAACAGUGCCACACACUCAUACAGUAAUAGCUACUGUAACUUAUUAACUGGGAUUUUGCACAAAUAUAGAUUUCCCCCAUGGGACAGGGGUUUGUCUUAUUGUACACGUAUUACAGUUGCUUUAAUCCUCUACAUGUCUGUGUCACCAAAGUACUAGUGAAGUUUACUCAGUGCUCAUAAUCAUUUGUAAAAGCAGUUGGCAGUUAUUCUUCCUGUAGGAAUCUAAGCAUGAUAAUAGCUACUAACAAACCAAUCAGCCAUGCACAUGAUUAAAAAUACAGCUGCACUCAAUAAUUGUAAAAUGAUCUUAUUUGAUGUUAAUACACGUAAAAAAAUAAUCAACUGCCAAUUGUUCACCUUUUUAAUAUUUAAAAUCCAGUUUAGGUCCUGCAGUCACACUCGCUCCUCUUGCUGCUGUUUUUUCCCUAUAACCAAGGUUGCCAAAGGGCUGCGGUGCGGUGAGUGUGGGGCUGGCUGGUGGGAGGCACAGAGCAGGACAUCGCCCCCAGUCACCUCCUCCUGCUUGGCCCAAGGUAAGUGGGGACUCUGUUAAUGAGUUUUAAGCCUUUUAGAAAGAACUAGUGCCUCUGCAUGCUGAAACCUCGCUUCUGCCCCCAGAAAGAAUCACCAACACAGCAUUAUUUUCCUUUGCACGGCCUUUGUAAACCAAAUACUGUUGAACAGAUUUCUGUAGUGUAAGUGGAGUUCUUUCUGUUGCGUAUUUUUAAAGAUAGUUGUAGUAAAGCUUGAAAACCCAAUACAUUUGUGAUGGUUUCAACACUUUUUUUGAAUAACAGUAACUUACCUAUGGUAGAAAUUGUACAGACUCUAAUUCUAUAGGUUAUUUACACUACAGCACAACUUCAUAGUGUCUGGACUACUUAAUGCACAAGCAAAGCUUUGGAUAAAUCUAAAGUUAAGAUGUACAGUCUUCUCCCCCCCCCCCCCCCGAUUACCUUAAUCUGUUUGCUGCAAACUGUCAGAGCCUCAUGUGGAAGGAAAUCUUUGUAAAAGCUUCCUUUCCCCAAGGAAUCUGAUUCUGAGGAAAACCACCCCAUCCUGAUAGAACUGGACACAAGGACUGUACUUUGCCCCAUUGGUGUUUUGGUUGGGUGUUUCUCCUCCCCCCAGCAGGUACAGGCACACAACGAUGGCUGCAGCAGUAGGACUGUCUUUUGAUUGAUAAUCUGUGAAAUCUGGGGGUGUUGCAUUGUUCUGUCUCUGAUCUGGCACUGGGUGCCAUGAACAAGGUUGAUUUUGCUGUUGGGGUUAUUUAUGUAAAUCAGCAUGCAGUUUCUCUGAAGUGCAAACACGAUUAAGUUGCCUGGUCUUCCUCAUGGGUUUCUUUGGUGCAAUGAAGUAUGUUAAUAAGAGUAAUUUGCUGGGGAUAAAGUUAUCCCCACCAAGAUUAAUUUUUAAUGUUUUUAUAUUUGGAAGUGUUAAACCAGUAGUUUUGUUGGAAUAAGCUUCAUUCUUUAGAUACUAUCUGAAUGUUUCAAUAAAGAUUCUUCAAAUUA
Strigops habroptila (Kakapo) is the source of this 4697-nucleotide messenger RNA. It is a transcript of the gene PDXDC1, whose product is annotated as pyridoxal dependent decarboxylase domain containing 1. The coding region runs from base 735 to 3101 and encodes 788 amino acids. The record is from RefSeq and is a predicted model, not a curated record. Gene Ontology annotation, cellular component: intracellular membrane-bounded organelle. Lineage: Eukaryota; Metazoa; Chordata; Aves; Psittaciformes; Psittacidae. The transcript has 23 exons. Gene Ontology annotation, molecular function: pyridoxal phosphate binding; carbon-carbon lyase activity. Gene Ontology annotation, biological process: carboxylic acid metabolic process.